Pelobates fuscus (common spadefoot toad) is the source of this 619-nucleotide messenger RNA. RefSeq names its product gamma-crystallin-3-like. Lineage: Eukaryota; Metazoa; Chordata; Amphibia; Anura; Pelobatidae. Gene Ontology annotation, biological process: visual perception; lens development in camera-type eye. The record is from RefSeq and is a predicted model, not a curated record. Gene Ontology annotation, molecular function: structural constituent of eye lens. The transcript has 3 exons. The coding region runs from base 27 to 551 and encodes 174 amino acids.
UUGAGCAAAUCAACUCAUUACUCAAAAUGGGAAAGAUCAUCUUCUACGAGGAUCGUAACUUUCAGGGCCGUCAUUAUGAGUGCAGCUCUGAAUGUCCAGAUUUGUCCUCAUAUUUUCACCGUUGCAAUUCCAUCCGAGUGGAAAGUGGAAAUUGGAUCCUAUAUGAGCAUCCUAGCUAUAGAGGACACCAGUAUUACCUUAGCAGGGGAGAAUAUCCUGAUUUUAGUCAAUGGAUGGGUUUCAAUGACUCCAUUAGAUCCUGUCGUAUUAGCCCACAGCAUCACGGUUCAUUCAGAGUGAAGGUCUACGAGAAGGAGGAUUUCAGAGGACACAUGAUGGAGUUCACUGAUGAUUGUUCAAAUGUCUAUGACAGAUUCCGUUACAAUGAUAUUCACUCCUGCCAGGUGCUUGAUGGUUACUGGAUGUUCUAUGAGGAGCCCAACUAUAAGGGACGUCAGUAUUACCUGAGACCUGGAGAAUAUAGACAAUUUAGUGACUGGGGUGCCAUGAACCCCAAAAUUGGCUCAUUUAGAAGACUUCACCAUUUCUAAUAAGUUAAUGAGUAAAAUAAAAUAUUGUAAUUCAGAAAAAAAUUAAAAUUAUCAAAAUGUAAAAUGUG